Sugiyamaella lignohabitans is the source of this 1554-nucleotide messenger RNA. RefSeq names its product Arx1p (gene ARX1). Bases 1 to 1554 code for a protein of 517 amino acids. The record is from RefSeq and is a predicted model, not a curated record. The transcript has a single exon. NCBI's taxonomy places the organism in Eukaryota, Fungi, Ascomycota, Dipodascomycetes, Dipodascales, Trichomonascaceae.
AUGGAAUUGGAACUGACGUCUCGUCAGAGACAGCUCGUGGACGAGCGUAAUGAGCUUGUGGACUCGACUUUGCAGAAGUACCGUUUGGCCGGCCAGAUUGCCCAGACAGGCCUGGCAUACGUGCUGGCGCUGCUGAAAUCGCCUAAACAUGCUGAUAAGACGGUGGGUGAGAUUUGUCGUUUGGGAGACUUGUUUCUUCAUCGCGCCACUGCUAGUGCUUUCAAGAAAAAUGUCGAGGAAAAGGGUAUUGCGCUGCCGGUUCAGAUUGAGAAGGGAACCUUCGCAUCGGGAGUCGCUCCCGAGGAGAAUGACAGCUUUCAAGCUGGUACUAUUUAUGACGAGGAUUUGGUCAAAAUCACUCUUGGUGUUCAUAUUGACGGUUAUACAGCCCAGGUAUCUCGUACUAUUACAGUAGUACGACCUGACGAAAGAGAAGCUGCUGGUAAAGCUCAGGAACCUCUCGAGGGCCCUGAGGCCGAUGCUCUGAUUGCAGCUUAUUUGGCUACUGAGGCUGUAUUGGCUCUGUUGAGUCUGUCGUUGAAUACAAAUAACCAUCCAUUAAUUGCUGAGACUGGUCCUGUUACAGGUACUAGAAUCAGAAAGCUGGUAGAGACGGUUGCAUCUGAGUUCCGAACACAGGUGGCUCCUGGCAGUAGAGUCAGAAGAGUUCGAAGGUUCUUGGCAGGCCAAAGUGAUGCUGUUAGAGAAUCGGAUUUAAAGGGAGUUAUUUGGGACGAAGAACUGGAAGAGGACAGAUUAUUAGACGAGGUUAAAGCUGCAUACAACCGGGCCACUAAACCCGAGCAAAGUCAGGAUCAGGCUGAAGAUUGGGAAGAAGUGCGACCUGGAGAUGAUUUCGAGGUUGUUCCUGGUGAAGUUUGGCUGGUAGAUAUUCGCAUGGCUGCUACUGGUGGAGAAAAAGGUGUUCUUAAAUACAGAACCGUUCUUGAUUCCACCACUGCUACUGCAUACAAGCCAUCUAUUUAUGCCCGAGACUAUACAGUGUCGUAUGGUUUGAAGCUGAAAGCAUCCAAGAACCUGCUGAGCAAAGCCGAUAACUUUACGUCUGUAUAUCCCUUCAAACUGUCAUAUCUAGCGGACGACGACAAUGAGCUGAAAUCGCACCGACUGGGACUCAACGAGGUCGUCCAGCACCAUCUGUUUGUUCCCCAGCCAAUUGAAGCCAUUGACUUCAUCCCCAUCGAUGCUUAUCAACACGGGUCUGUAUCUGCCAAGAAAGCUGCCUCUAGAAGCGGACAACCAGUUGUUGUUGCCAGAGAAAUGACCACUGUCGUUCUCAUCCCUGCCUCGCAAUCGCAGUCCGGAUUCGGCGAAUCCAUCCGACUCACCGGUGGUAACAAAGUGGCUCCUCCUUCCUGGUUACACAGUAAAUACGAGGUGCACAACGACGAGGUGCUCGCACUCCUCAAAGUGCCUAAAGAGCCCAAGAUCUCGACCGGCAUCAGCUUCCAGGUCGUCCAGGCCUCGAAACUCACCGACGACAUUCUCUCAUUCGGCGAGACUGCUCCUGCUGGCGGCAUGGAAAUCGACUAA